This is a messenger RNA of Triplophysa rosa, 1097 nucleotides long. Its product is annotated as sialate:O-sulfotransferase 1-like. The annotation marks the transcript as partial. Gene Ontology annotation, molecular function: sulfotransferase activity. Lineage: Eukaryota; Metazoa; Chordata; Actinopteri; Cypriniformes; Nemacheilidae. The record is from RefSeq and is a predicted model, not a curated record. The transcript has 4 exons.
UGUCAGGAGCUGCCAUUGGCUUUUUUAAGAGGGCAGGACUGUUUCUGCGGCCACGCCCCUUUUGUCUUUACACUGCAGAGGAGUGGACAGCAACACACAUGUGGGAGGGGCAACCAAACCAUCCACACCACCCCACAUGACCUCAACUACCUCCAGGUGUACAGUACGCCUGUUUUAGAUGCAAAAUGCAAAGAAAGAACCUUUCUGCCCCAGAGGUCCAGCACUCUUGUGGCCCUGUCCAGCUUUCCAGGGGCAGGAAACACCUGGCUGCGACACCUGAUCGAGUCGGCCACUGGAUUCUACACUGGCAGUUAUUACUUUGACGGAUCGCUUUAUAACAAAGGUUUUAAAGGUGAGAAAGAUCACUGGCAGAGUGGAAGAGUCCUUUGCGUCAAGACUCACGAGAGCGGCCAGCGGGAGAUUGAAAUGUUUGACUCUGCCAUCCUGCUGAUGCGAAACCCCUAUCGCUCGCUCAUGGCCGAGUUUAACCGCAAGUGUGCCGGACACCUGGGCUACGCUUCAGACGUUCACUGGAGGAGCAAAGAGUGGUUGGAGUUUGUGGACAGUUAUUCCUCCUGGUGGGUGUCUCACGCUCUGGCUUGGUUGAAGUUCGCCCGUCGCCUGCUGGUGGUCCACUUUGAGAAUCUUCAGAAAGAUCUUGUUCCACAGUUUAAGACCAUCACUGCUUUCCUGAACAUCAGCAUUCCCGAGGAAAGACUUCUCUGCACGGAAAGCAACAGAGAUGGACAUUUUAAACGCUCUGGAUCUCAUAUUCUGACCUUUGAACCCUUUACCUCUGAAAUGAGAGAACGUAUAGAUAAAUACAUCCAAACUGUUGAUAAAGCUCUCAGUGACAGAAACCUCAGUGGACUACCACAAGAGUACAUGCACAGAUGAGAUUACAUGAACACAGCUACUGCCCCCUACUGGAGUGGAUGAAGCGGACCCACAAAGUGCCUCAAAUGACGUUUCUAAAAACUUUAAAAACUCGUUUUUGGUUUGUCUUAUACUUUUGUUUAGUUGUCGAAUUUGACAUUUUACUGGACGACAGGAAUUUAUGUUUAGUUUGUAGAUUUUUUCAAUAAACUAAUUCAAUU